AUGUGGGACGUCCCAGUAUUUUUUUUUAAAUUUAUCCCACUUGCAAAUUUUCCGCUAAAUCUGGCUAAUUCUAAUCCGUGGUGGACCAGUCGGGUGGCCUUUCCGGCCACCGGCCCCGGCCCGAUAUCAACCACCCUCGACGGCAGCAGAAGAGAUCAAGGUGACGAAGAAGACGAGCCAAAGGGAGGCGGCGUGGUGGUAGGAAACCGCCGAUCGAGAGGGCGGCCACAAGGAUCAAAAAACAAACCAAAAUCUCCAAUCAUCGUCACACGCGACAGCCCACACGCGCUUCGCACGCACGUGAUCGAGAUCGUCGGAGGAGCCGAUGUCGCCGACAGCAUAAACCAAUUCUCCAACCGCCAACAACGUGGGGUUUGUGUUCUCAGCGGCAGGGGUACAGUUGUCGACGUAACUCUCCGGCAAUCCGCCGCUUCGGCCGCCGUGAUCCAACUCCACGGCCGGUUCGAGAUUCUAUCUCUGAGUGGGUCAUUUCUUCCCGGCCGAGCCCCUCCCGGUUCGACCGGGCUGACCGUGUACAUGGCUGGCGGGCAGGGGCAGGUGAUUGGAGGGACGGUGGUGGGCCCACUAUUGGCGGCUGGGCCUAUAAUUUUGAUAGCAGCUACUUUUGCUAAUGCAACUUAUGAGAGAUUGCCUUUACAAGACGACCUUAAUUAUCAAGAAAAAGAGGUUUCUCCGGCCACCACGUGCGGCGGAGAAGUGGAGGAGCCGCCACCGUAUCCUCGGAUGGCAACUUCAAUUUACGACUUGGUUGCACCAAAUAAUCAUCAAGGAAUUGAUGGUUAUGCUUGGGCUCAUGAGAAACCAUCUCUUGUUUAAUUUUCACUAUUACUAUAUUAUGUUUGUAAUUUUUCCUAUUAAUUUUUAUGGUUGUUUUUA
Benincasa hispida (wax gourd) is the source of this 897-nucleotide messenger RNA. NCBI's taxonomy places the organism in Eukaryota, Viridiplantae, Streptophyta, Magnoliopsida, Cucurbitales, Cucurbitaceae. The record is from RefSeq and is a predicted model, not a curated record.